Daphnia pulicaria is the source of this 784-nucleotide messenger RNA. Its product is annotated as replication protein A 70 kDa DNA-binding subunit-like. The record is from RefSeq and is a predicted model, not a curated record. The coding region runs from base 89 to 784 and encodes 231 amino acids. Gene Ontology annotation, molecular function: DNA binding. The transcript is spliced from 5 exons. NCBI's taxonomy places the organism in Eukaryota, Metazoa, Arthropoda, Branchiopoda, Diplostraca, Daphniidae. Gene Ontology annotation, cellular component: nucleus. Gene Ontology annotation, biological process: DNA replication.
CCGCCAUUGUUUUUUACGUCUUGUCAGUAAAACCUGCUCGUAUAAUCAAAGAAUAAUUUUCCUCUAAAGCAAAUUUUGAAGUUGGAAAAUGAGUAGGAAAAGUCACCCAAAACUAACCAGCGGCGCACUUCGGCACAUCAUUGAGAAAGGACUGCGUGCCAAUGAAAAUCCUAUUAUACAAGUUUUGGGUCACAAAGCUAUACCAGGCGAUAAAGGUGACGUUUAUCGCCUCCUAAUUUCUGAUGGAAAGUAUUCCUAUGCGUAUGGAAUGUUGCCUGGCAGCCAAAACCAUCUAAUCGAGGGUGGCCAGCUCGAGAACUUCACCAUCAUUAAAGCAAAAAGAUGUGCCGUCAAUAAAGUUGCUACUACGGCAACUGCCGGCAAAGGUAACAGGAAGCUCCUAUUUUUUAUGGAUAUCGAGCCACUUGUGGCUGGCAAUGAGGUAUGUUUAAUUGGAAACCCUCAGGCUCUUAAAGACAAUGGAGAGAUUAGUGAAGAGGCGGCAGCAAAACCUGCACCACCUGAACAUGGAAAGAAACAUAACUUGGAUUCAACGGCUGCACCACCCAGUAAAACUGGUAGAUAUGAACAGAAAACAUCAAAGCCCAACGUUAUUACCCAUCCCAUUGACAGCUUGACGCAAUAUUCCACCAAGUGGACGAUACGAGUGAGAAUAAUAAAUAAGAGCGACAUCCGUACCACGGAGGAAGAGAUGAAGGAGAGACAUCGCCGUGUUAAAAAAAUGACUACAAGCGUCACCCCCUUCUUAAAUGUUGCCAGUUAG